Messenger RNA from Plectropomus leopardus (leopard coralgrouper), 1849 nucleotides. The record is from RefSeq and is a predicted model, not a curated record. NCBI's taxonomy places the organism in Eukaryota, Metazoa, Chordata, Actinopteri, Perciformes, Serranidae.
GCUAGCUUGCUAGCUGGACGAUGAGGGGAGCAGCAGGAGCAGCGGGAGCAGAGAGGAGUGUGGCCGGCUAGUUCUCCUCACAUGGCCGCAGUGUCGGUGAGAUGUCCGUGUGUGUGGCUGCUGCUGUGGCUCUGCGUCCGGCUGUCCGACACCGAAAACUCCCGCCGGGUCUCUAUGGACGAUGACGUCCUGCUGCCGUACGCCAGCGGCCACGGGCCCGCCCACUCUCACCGCCACGUCAGAGACUGUCAGCCCAUCAUUCACGGCAACACCACCCACGAGAGCUGGCCCUCCAGUAACCACAGCGGGCUGCCGGUGGCCGAGUCCACGGCGUUUGUUUCAGCCGUGGCGGAAAGCUCCAGAUGGGUUUACGGUCACAUGACGGUAGUGCACGACCCGCUGAGGGCGCUCUCUGUGUUGGAACCGAAGGGGCCGGGUGGCUGCGGGAUGAACCAGAGGGCGUCUGUAGAGGAGACGGCCGAGGCCGCCGGGUGUCUGUUCGCCCAGAACGCCGGCUUCUUCAACACGAAGACGGCCCAGUGUCUGGGCAACGUGGUGAGCGACGGGCGGAUGGUGCAGAGCAGCGGCGGGCUGCAGAACGCACAGUUUGGAAUCAGGAGGGACGGCACUCUGGUGUUCGGGUGAGAGACUCUGUGACACUGACGCAACAACAAUGUUAAAGGGCCAGUUUGCCCAAACUGUAAGUAACAUGUCUUUAUCCCUGUUCACACGGCACUAAUGUUACCGCAGGAGCUCAGGGGAUUUAGAAAAUUAAAUUUGUGUGACAUAUUUACAUCAGUUUAACGAAACGGAACCGAUUCGGCCACACGCUGGGCCUCAUGCAGCAACAUUCUCUUAAAUUUCUCAUCAUUACUUUUCUUGUUGGAGAAAAAAUAAGAAAAGUCAACUCAAGAUGCAGCAAAUGCUCUGAACCACACAAAUCUGCUCUGACCAGGUGUGUUCAUGAUCAAUCCCACUGAUCGUCAGUCACCUGUCGGCACAGGUGACGCCCCCUAAACAUUAUAUAAGGACAGGUUUAGUGCCGUGUGUAAAGACUCUGACACAUGAACGAGACUGCAGACAUGACGCCGAAGAAGGCUGAAAGAAGACGAACAAAAUCAAACCUUUCUCAGCUUUCAAAGUUUGAAUUCUAGUGAGAAAACUGAUGUCGAUGGAGGUGUUAAAGGGUUAAAUGCUGCUCACUGACUCUUUGAAAUACUUCUUAUCCCUUGAAACCCUCUGCAGGGAUGGGCCUGGAUAUUAAUAAUGCAGCUGUAACAUCAACAAUCAACCAAACAAACACACUUUCUCUCACAUUUUAUCCAUAGCAGCCAUAAAAAGUACAUUUAACCUGCUGUUUGAUACCUGAGUUCAGGCACCUCCAGACUUCCUGCGUGAUGCAACACGCUGUGGGGCUUUUUAAGGUCCAACACCCUCAGAUAAACACACACACACACACACACACACACACACACACACACACACACACACACAGCAAAACAAAAACUUAGUACAGCCAGUCUUUGUCCUGUUUUGGUCCAUCUGUGUGAAACGUGUCAGUCAGGCUAAUAACAAACUAAAACCUUUAAAUUUGAAAUGAAAAUAUUGCUUCAUCCACAAAAUGUGCCCUUUGUCCCACUGUGAUGUAACAGCUGAGCUUUAUUUACACCUGCGGCUGAAAGUGACCCAUUCACACGAGGCACUCAACAGAUAGAAAUCUGCUAGAAAUCAGAUUUCUGCAGAUGCAUCUUUAUAUAAAGCACCUUUUUUACUGCUCAAAAAACCCUGCACACACCCGCUAACAUCUGGCUUUUUUAUUUAAUGGUAAAGGUUACAAUCAGCAUUCAUU